AAGUAAACUGACCAGUGAAAAUACUUUACUUCUGGUACUUUUGUUUUCUCCGAUAAACAUGCUUCACUUUUGCUAAAAACCAGCGGAGCAGUUGGCGAUAUUUAUAUCCUCUCAGCCGAGAAUUUCAGCAAGACAUUGGUCGUUCUGAUUUCUGAUAUUGUAAUCUCAAAUCAAGACAUUUCGUAAAUGUAAUCAAAUUAUUUUGAGCAAAGUUGCCAAAAAUAAGCUGAAGUAAAUAAUUCAAAGACUAAAGAAAGGUGAAAGAGCCAUCGUAAAGGAGUUAUUUUAGAAUCUUCAUUCCAUAAACCAAUAUGUUCUAUACUGUGAAGCGCAUCCCCUUAGAGUGGAUCCCAAUGCAAGAUGGAACCAAACUUGCAGCUAAACUGUGGAUUCCAGAACCAAUUAAUAAAACUGACUUACCUGCAGAAGAAGGAAAAUAUCCAGCCGUACUAGAAUUUCUUCCAUAUCGCCGCAUUGACUGGACUGCUGCAAGGGAUGAAAAGAACCAUUCAUAUUUCUGCUCUCAUGGCUAUGUUUGUGUCCGUGUGGAUAUGCGGGGAUCUGGGGACUCAGAAGGAUUUUAUUACGAUGAAUAUGAAAAGCAAGAGCAAGAUGACUGCUGUGAUGUUAUUGACUGGAUUUCACAGCAACCAUGGUGUACUGGAGAUGUUGGUAUGUAUGGUAAAAGCUGGGGGGGAUUCAAUGGACUUCAGGUAGCUGCCAGACGACCCUGUGCACUCAAGACCAUCAUCUCUACAUAUUCUACUGAUGACCGAUAUGCUGAUGACAUUCAUUACCGUGGUGGCUGUGUCCUUGGCAGGGAAAUGUUAUCUUGGGCUCACAUCAUGUUCCUAUGGAAUGCACGUCCUCCUCAUCCAGACAGCUUAGGCCCAAGAUGGAAACAAAUGUGGCUAGAUCGUCUGAACAAAUCCAGUGAACCCUGGAUACACAUUUGGCUUUCACAUCAGUCACGCGAUGCAUACUGGAAGCAUGGUUCCAUAGCUGAGGAUUACACCUCAAUAAAAUGUCCUGUGUUUCUGAUUGGUGGAUAUAGUGAUCUUUACACUGAUGCAGUAUUCCGCAUGGUGGAACAUCUUAACUGUCCUGUCCGUGCUCUCAUAGGGCCAUGGUCCCAUGCAUGGCCUGCAGAUUCUUCACCAGGGCCUCGGAUAGAUCAUCUUAAAGAGUGUGUCAGGUGGUGGGACUGUCAUUUAAAGGGCCUUUCCACUGAUGUCAUGAAGGAACCUCUAAUAAGGAUGUUCUUGAGGGAUGGAAUUUCAAUGGCACACAAGGAAGAUAUUUGGCCAGGCAGGUGGGUAGCCGAAGACUGCUGGCCCUCACCCAAUGUUCAGCUACAAGAAUUCAUACUACACAACGACCAAAGACUGGCACUAGCAACAGAGAACUAUGAACAAGCCACUGGCCAAGAAUCAGUGGAAUCCAAUGUAUUUGUCAAAUCUUCAUUUCUUAGUGGAUCAUGGGGUGGUCUGCCAUUGGCUUUUAGUCUCGAUGAACUGCCAAUUGAGCAGGGAUUUGAAGACAAUUUGUCUGAGUGCUGGGAGACAGUGACGCUCAAUAAACCUACUGCUAUAGUGGGAUUUCCUGAGGUGCAUCUGCAGCUAAGUUCUGACAGGCCCUGUGCUCUGGUAGCCGCCAGGCUAUGUGAUGUGUUUCCAAACGGCGAAUCUGCACUAAUCACAAGAGGAGUGUUGAAUUUGACCCAUAUAAGUGGUCAUUCAUCAGAAGAUAUUCAGCCUCUUCAGUCUAAUAAAAACUAUCAUGCACAGUUAAAGCUUGACUCUACAGCCUACACAGUUGCUGCUGGACAUAAACUUCGCCUGUCUCUCUCCUCAGUUCACUGGCCAUAUGUUUGGCCUUCUCCACAGGUGUCAUGUCUAUCAAUACAGACAGGAAGUAGGAGCAAGCUAGUAAUUCCUAUCCGAACUGCAAAUCAAGAAGUUAGUGAAAAGGAUGCUCAGCUAAAAGACUUUGAAUUGCCUGACUAUAAACACAUCAAUUUUCCUGUUGAAUGGCAGAGGAUGCCUCAUAAGGGAAGGGAUCUUGAAAUUGGCCAGCUCUCUGACAAUUACAAACUGACUGUCACCCUGGACAAUGGAUGUUAUAAUCUGAAAGAUACGAACACCACUUAUGAUGAGAUUAAUACAGAAACUUUCACAAUUAAAGAAAGGGAUCCAAGCUCAGCCAAGGUUCACAUACAAGGGCAAGUAAUGAUGAAGAAAGAAGGUCAUACUGCUGAGCAGGAGGACAGUGGACACACUAGAUGGGACACUAGAGUCCAGGCUUCCAGCGAGAUGUGGUGUGAUGAACAGUUUUUUCAUUUGAAAAGUCAAUUGACAGCUUGGCAUUGCAAUGAAGAAUGUUUUGAUAAGACAUGGACAAAGAAAAUAGAACGAUUUUAUGUUUAAAUAAAUGGUUACUUGUCAUAGUAUUAAACAUAACAAUUAAACAUCAAAGUAUCUAACAUAAUAAUUAAUUAAUAACUAAUUAUAGAUUAAUUAUUAAUUCAUAUUAAUAGUGGAGAGUGAGUUGAAUGAUCAGUGUUCUAAUCUAAAUUGAUAUGCAACAUAAGCCAAUCAAGACUCAUUGAGCUACACAGUAUGUUUAUGGUAUGAUACAAAUAACUUCUUGAAGUCUUAUAAUAUUGAUUGGGAUUCUGCGUAAACGUUCUAUAUGUACAGCAGCUAUCUUUCAUAAAUAUGCUGAAACUAGACCAUAAGAGUACAUUGAAUAAAGGGGGUAAGUUUCUAAAGGAACUGUGGUGCUGUGUCGGUGGGAGAGUAUAGCGGGUAAUUUAGUGAGUGAGCUGAAAACGUAAAUUGGCCACCGUAAAGAGUAAAAAAGCUGACGUUUCAAGCGUUAACCCUUUUUCAAUCGCUCUGACGAAAGGCUAACGCUCGAAACGUCAGCUUUUUUACUCUCUGAGGUGGCUAAUUUACAUUUUCAACUCAGCUGUUAACACUGAAUUACUUGCUAUAAAAGUACAUUGCUCCGCCAUUGUGUGCAAUACAUGUUAUUUUAAUUUUAAAUACUCUCUUA
Pocillopora verrucosa is the source of this 3057-nucleotide messenger RNA. RefSeq names its product cocaine esterase. The record is from RefSeq and is a predicted model, not a curated record. NCBI's taxonomy places the organism in Eukaryota, Metazoa, Cnidaria, Anthozoa, Scleractinia, Pocilloporidae. Gene Ontology annotation, molecular function: dipeptidyl-peptidase activity.